CUGGAUGUCUUACUAUCAAGCCGAGCAUAGCCGAGAGCAUCCCAUGUGAAGGGCUCGGCUCGUAACACCAUGCCUAAAAUGGUACGAGACCAAAAUGCUUGGAACUUGGGAACCGAGACAGAUCAUCGAAAUGUCUAGUUUCACAAACAAAGAAACUUUGCUGCAGCUCAUGGAUGAUCAACUCAGAGCUGAGCAUACAGAGAUCGAAGAUGCAGCGUCAAUUAUUCAGGAUGAUUUGGAAUCACAGCAAGAUUCAGCGGAUGAUUCUCUGCGAGCAAAAGAUUUGCAACACGACGAAAAUUUCUCGGACAUUGCUGAUGCGUUGACCAGAGAAUCAUGUGAGGUUGAACAACUUAUUGCAGCUGGGGGAGAACAAUUAUCAAAAACUGCUCGACAAGGUGAAUUCAUUUCGCAUCCGGUAGUUUGGGCAUUCAUAGGUUUGUUGACCCCGAAAAGGCGCACCGUCGAACUGAUAGAACUAUGCUAAUGUCUGAUGCAGGUACAACUCUGCAGAUAUGGCUUGCAGUAUAGAUGCAGGUCUUUUAAGGAUUCUGGCGAUGCUUGAAGGAGCGUUAAU
Molecule: messenger RNA, 577 nt
Organism: Colletotrichum phormii
Lineage: Eukaryota; Fungi; Ascomycota; Sordariomycetes; Glomerellales; Glomerellaceae
Exons: 1
Coding region: 95-487 (130 amino acids)
Source: RefSeq, a predicted model, not a curated record